AUGGACGAGAAUGGAUCUCUCUAUGUCACUGAUGUUGGAAAAAAUGAAGUGAGACGAUAUCGAAGAGGAGAAUCUCAAGGAACAGUGGUUGCAGGUGGCAAUGGAAGUGGAAAUCGUCUCGAUCAACUCUCUUGCCCCUCGUACGUAUUCGUCGAUCGAGAUCAUUCAGUGUACGUAUCUGAAUGGGGAAAUCAUCCUGUGAUGAAAUGGAUGGAAGGUGCAAAACAAGGCAUUGUCGUGGCUGGUGGUCAAGGACAAGGAAAUGAUCUUACACAAUUGUCUUGUCCUCAAGGAGUCGUUGUCGAUCAAUUGGGCACUGUCUAUGUGGCUGAUCGAUGGAAUAAUCGAAUCAUGCGUUGGCCUAAAGGAGCCACACAAGGAAGUGUCGUUGUUGGUGGAAACGGUAGUGGAGAACAAUCGAACCAACUCAAUGAGCCCAUCGGUUUGUCAUUCGAUCGACACGGGAAUCUCUAUGUCGUCGAUUGGGGAAAUUAUCGAGUACAAAAAUUCAAUAUCUAUUCAGAUACAUAAUAGGUGUUGCAAGUAGAUCUAAAUGGAACCUAGACAUGGUGGCACGGGUGGGAUACUUGGCUGGGAGUUAGUCUGGAAUAGUGUAGAAGUUAAACCUGUGUCGACAACAUGGAUAAUUGAGAAAAAUGGAAAAGAAUUAAAAAAGGCAAGAACUUGGAUUAUAACUAACUUUCUAUCGCAUUCGAAGAUUCCGGGUCUUCUAAUAUGUCCCAGCGUAAAAACUCUCUAGGAUGAUCUUCUAAUGUGACUUUCACGUAAAAUUUCCGAAGAAAUUAUUUUGUACUGCAUAUUGCUGUUUUCACAAAAAUUGCUCUUGUAAACGCCGACUUAUGAGAUUAUAUAGUCAUAAAAAAAUGAUGUGCUUAUGUGCCGUGUCUUGUAUGGAUGAUUUAUUUUGUGAAACGUAACCUAAACACGGUGUUGAAUAAUAUAGGAAAAAAAAUUGAGCCACAUUGUCCCCACUGUCCCUCUAAACCAAUGCAGAUACUCUGGCACGUCAUCACAGACCGUGACAGACCCAAUGGUUUUCCUUCUCUUCGCUACAGACUGCGACAGACUAUGUUGAUACGCGACAAAAGACCGUAUAAAACUGCAAUCCUAUUAGAACAUAUGAACUACUUCUUUGCCAUUGUAGAGAAUGAAUUAAAGAAUGGUGAAGGAAUGUGUCUCAAAAUAAAUCAAAUAAAAAGGUUUUCAUGUGAUUAGCAAUAAAACUAUGUCACCUUUCACAUUUUACUCCUGCAAAGAUUGAGCUAGCAGCUUUUUCUAGUGUCAUCAAAAUACCGCUUGUCCGAUUAUAUUUCUGUGACCGUCUCAAGUUUCAUCUUUAGAUAAUACGUUAAUAUCUUCUGAAGCACCAAAAAAUCUAUCAAUGCUUUUGAAAACAUAGAGUUAUGCACAUCCGUACUGAAAACAUUACCACGAUGUUUUAGAUUGAGGAAAAGAUCGACAGAAAUUUGUGUACAAACCAGAUUGUUCGAGUGGCAUGUAGUAUACUUCUCAGAGAACUGAGUUCCUAUUCAUACUCAUCGAUAUCAUUCAUAAGAAGCUUCUAC
Molecule: messenger RNA, 1586 nt
Organism: Rotaria sp. Silwood1
Lineage: Eukaryota; Metazoa; Rotifera; Eurotatoria; Philodinida; Philodinidae
Source: the annotation of a GenBank genome assembly